Messenger RNA from Punica granatum (pomegranate), 2154 nucleotides. The record is from RefSeq and is a predicted model, not a curated record. Lineage: Eukaryota; Viridiplantae; Streptophyta; Magnoliopsida; Myrtales; Lythraceae.
GGCAUCAUCGAGAAUUCCCGCGGGGUCCAUGUUCUUCGGUGCUGGGUCCAUCACAAUGCCGCCGUAAAGAGGACUCCUCUUCUUUCCCAACACGACAAGCACCCGAAAAAAGGCAUCACCUCCCCACUCAUUUCGUCGUGCCUCUCUCUCUCUUUCUCCCCGCCUUCGCUUCCUCUGUUCUCUCCCGCCAUUGGUUCCCUCCGUAGCUUAGCUCGAGAAAUUCUGCUGUUUGAACCCGAAAUUCUCUUUUAUAAUUACUUCCCAUCCUUUAUGUUUUCUGUUUGUUUUCGCCAUUAAAGGAAAGACGGCAACAGCUUCGGCCAUUACUCUGUUCUCAUCCAGGAAGAAGAACUCACCAUUUUCUGCUUCUCCAUAAUUGAACUAGUCAUUGACAUCAGAGCUUCUUCUGUAAAUCAGUACUGAAAUCAUCUCUUAAGAUCUGCUUGCUUCCCUCUAUGAAUCUCUCUCCCUCUCUCUCUCUCUCGCUCUGCUCCAUAAGUCUUUGUAAAUCACUUUCAUGAAUACAAGAGAGAAUUGCAGUCGGUUCAUCCUGCUCAUCUAGAAUCGCCACGCGACGAGCUGAUGGAGAUUAUGAGUGGAAGAGCACUUCGGCUGGUGCUGGCCUUAGUGGCGGUAUCGGCCGGCUGUGCGCCGACGGGGGUCUGGUCGGAGCGGCUCCUUGUAGGGAUGACUCUGGUGCGCAAUGCGCCCGCCAUUGGAGCCUAUUGCUUGGACGGGAGUUUACCUGCGUAUCAUCUGCACAGAGGAUUUGGGGCUGGAGCAAACAGCUGGCUCUUGCAAUUCGAGGGUGGUGGGUGGUGCAACGAUGUUGAAUCGUGCUUGGACCGAGCCAAGAGUCGCAGAGGAUCCACUCGUUACAUGAGCAAGUAUGAGGUCUUCUCUGGGAUACUCAGCAACAAUGCGUCUCUCAACCCAGAUUUUUACAACUGGAACCGCGUGAAGCUCAGGUAUUGCGAUGGAGCGUCAUUCGCGGGAGAUGGAAAGUUUGACAACGGUACAUCGUUACUAUAUUUCAGAGGACAGAAAAUUUGGGACGCAAUCAUUCUUGACCUUUUACCCCAAGGCCUCGGAAACGCACACAAGGCAUUGCUUUCGGGGUGCUCUGCAGGUGGACUAUCAGUCUUCUUGCACUGUGACAGUUUCACCAGAUAUUUGCCUACCAAUGCCAGCGUUAAGUGCUUGAGCGAUGCGGGCUUUUUCCUUGACGCGCGGGAUAUCAGCUCAAACUACACUAUGAGAUCCUUCUUCAAACCCCUUAUUUCUCUUCAGGGUGUCCAAAAGAAUCUGAACGCCAACUGCACCAGCUCCAUUCGCUAUCCCAAUCUGUGCUUUUUCCCGCAAUAUGCUUUGAAAUUCAUUACAACGCCGAUGUUCAUCUUGAACUCCGCAUAUGAUGUCUUCCAGUUCCACCAUAUAUUGGUGCCUCCUUCAGCAGACCCGCGUGGCCAUUGGAAUCGUUGUAAAGUCAAUGCAGCAGCUUGUAAUGCAGCUCAGAUUCAGAUAUUGCAAGGUUUUAGGAGCAGGAUGAUCGGAGCUCUCAUGUUCUUCCUUGAAUUUUCGAGGAGUGGGGGAAUGUUCAUCAACUCAUGUUUUGCCCACUGCCAGAGUGAAUCACAGGAUACUUGGUUCGCUCCUGACUCACCGAGAAUUCAAAAUAAGACGAUAGCAGAAGCAGUCGGCGACUGGUACUUUAGCAGGAGGAUAAGCAAGGAGGUCGAUUGUCCAUAUCCUUGUGAUCGAACCUGUCAUAACCUUAUUCCUGCAACCUCGGACUCGCAGGCUGCUUAUAUCACAGAUCUUCUGAAGGGAUGAAUCCAAUUUUCUCAUUAUACUGAGAAGGCAGAAGAAGACAUAAUACAAUGUUGUCUAGAAGAAGAGGGAAAGAGAAAACAUGCUUUCUGCAUUAUUUUUAACCAUAAAUUCAUUCCAUUCAACAGAGAGUAAUUCAUUUUCAAAGAAUUGUAGAUAGACAGGAGGAGCCAUUUAUUGCCACUGACAUUGAGCAGAGAUCGCGAUAGAAAAAAUUUAGGAAAAUUCUUCAGUUCAAUGGAUGUUUGGAUUGUAUGCAGGACUUCUUCAUUAGGUACAAUACCUCUUUUCCUGUCGACUACAGAAAAUUUGAUUACAAGGCAA